AUGAUGGACGGCGAGUUCUUGAGGACCAGCUGUGGAUCUCCUAAUUAUGCCGCACCGGAGGUUAUUUCCGGAAAACUCUAUGCGGGACCCGAAGUGGACAUCUGGUCGUGUGGUGUCAUACUCUAUGCACUUUUAUGCGGAACUUUGCCCUUUGAUGACGAACACGUGCCCACUCUGUUCAGGAAAAUUAAAUGUUUGACACUUUAA
Molecule: messenger RNA, 207 nt
Organism: Oppiella nova
Lineage: Eukaryota; Metazoa; Arthropoda; Arachnida; Sarcoptiformes; Oppiidae
Source: the annotation of a GenBank genome assembly